Messenger RNA from Pseudonaja textilis, 1779 nucleotides. It is a transcript of the gene PYGO2, whose product is annotated as pygopus family PHD finger 2. Gene Ontology annotation, biological process: spermatid nucleus differentiation; kidney development. Lineage: Eukaryota; Metazoa; Chordata; Lepidosauria; Squamata; Elapidae. The record is from RefSeq and is a predicted model, not a curated record.
UCGUGAUGGCGCGGCCUGGGCCUCCGGGCCCUUCGUAGCCGCGUCGCCGUCCGCGCCCGCUCGCUUCUUAUGGCGGCCCCUCACCCCGACAAGCUGGAGGGGGGAGUAGGCCUCGCUCCGCCUGCUCCGGGUCCGCCGCCUCCGCCGCUGCCUCCGCCUCCGGGAAGCCUCGCCACAGGCCCAGGCCGCAAGCAGGGCAAGGCCGGUCUUCAAAUGAAGAGUCCCGAGAAGAAACGUCGCAAGUCCAACACGCAGGGCCCCUCCUACUCCCACCUCUCGGAGUUCGCCCCCCCUCCCACCCCGAUGGUCGAUCACCUGGUGGCCUCCAACCCGUUCGAAGAUGACUUUGCCAUCCCCAAGGUGGGCUCCUCUUCCGCGCCCUUCCUCGGCAACCCCGGCCCCUUUGGGAACUUCCGCAUGCAAGGGGCGCUGGGCCCCCAGGUGCCGCCCAGCUAUGGCGGGGGCCCCCAGGCCAUGCGGAGGCAGCCGCCCCCCUUUGGACCGAACCAGAUGGGCCCGGCCUUCAACAUGGCCCCGCAGAACCCAGCCUACGUCCAGCCUGGCGGGAUGGGCUUCGGCGGGCAACCUUUCGGGCAGCCGCUGGGACAGAACUUCAGCCCCCCUGGCGGGCAAAUCCUGCAGGGCCCCAUGGGGGCAUUUGGGCCCAUGAUGUCGCCAACCAUGGGGCAGCCCCCUCGUGGCGGGGACAUGGGCCCUGGGCCAGCCCUCAACGCUCCCGGGGGUCCCCCGAUGGCCCAGCGGUUCAGCCAGCCCGCCAACCUCUUUGGACAGUCUCCGCUGCAGCGCCCCAACCCCAGCCUCUCCAGCUUGCCCCCUAAUCCCAGCCCCUUCCCGGGGCCCGACCCCGGAUUCCCCCCGUCUGCCGAAGACGGCAGCGGCGGCGGCGGCAGCAGCAAGCCCCUCCACCCACCUCCCAACAGCUUCAACCCAGAGCAGCAGCACACCGGCUCGCCGGUGGCCGUCAACGGCACCCAGCCAGCCUUCCCGCCCAACAGCACCGGCCCGAGCGGCCCCUCCGAGGGCAACCCCUUGCCCCCCACCAGCAAGGCGGCCGGCAGCUCCGGCCACCAGCCUCCGCCGGGCCUGGUUUACCCCUGUGGGGCUUGCCGCAGCGAAGUGAACGACGACCAGGACGCCAUCCUGUGCGAGGCCUCGUGCCAGAAGUGGUUCCACCGGGAGUGCACGGGCAUGACGGAGAACGCCUACGGGCUGCUGACCACCGAGGCCUCGGCCGUCUGGGCCUGCGACUUCUGCCUCAAGACCAAGGAGAUUCAGUCCGUCUACAUCCGGGAGAGCAUGGGGCAGCUGGUGGCUGCCAACGAUGGCUGAGGCCUCCCUCCCCUUCCCCGGCUGUCCUCGCCCCGGGGGACAGUCUGGCUUUUACCACUUCGAGACACUCCUGGCUGGGGAAGGUGGGGGGACACACACCGGAUCCCAUCCCUUGCCAGUAAAAGAACUGGAGGGUUCUGGCUGGACGAGAGGAGAGAGGUCAGCCCCGUCUGGGCAUUGGUUUGUUUUUAAAGACACCCCCACCCCCCUCUUCAUGACCUCCAGGGUGGUUCCAGCCCUGACCUCCCUUUGGACUUGCUGGCCACACAGUUGGACUCCGGCGGAGGGACACAGAGGCACCCACUGACCCGUUGGAUGCCUUCCUCCUCUCCAGAAAUGUCGCCGUCUGUCCCGUGUUUCUCUUUCCCGGCCUCACGGCGGUGUUUCGAACUGCAAAGCGUCCGCCUCGCCUUGAAAGAUUGGCUGGAC